GCAAAUGUCUUGCUGUGAUGUAAUAUCCUGUGUGUGUACUGCACAGGAAGGCAGGGCCAGUAAAAAGCAAGCUGAAACCAAAAGCAAAUAUUUAUUACCUAUUUUCUGUGUCUUUUUCUUUUCUUGUAAACAGCAAUACUGAGACAAGGCAUUCUUGCCCACCAAAGCAGCCAACCACAGACAGAGAACUGACUAGCGUUUAGUGAGAUAACAGCCAGGCUAUUAGCCCACCAAUCGUUCAGCAAGUCUGCUGGAGAAGGACGUGGUAACAGGACACAAACAGAGUGAGCCAGGGUAAAAGAGACAAAGAUGUUCCGGAUCCUGAGAGAUGUUGAAGAGGAUCCUUUCCUCAUGGAUCCUUUCGCUGCUCACAGACAACAGAUGCGAAACAUGUUCUCUGGUUUUGGCUUCAGUCCCUUUUUUGGCAUACCUGAUGGGAGACAACUGGCCAUUCAGGAUCAGCAACGUCGCCCAGUACAGCCAACAACAGCGCUUUCACCGUUUGGGAUGCUUGGCAUGGGUGGAGGCUUCCUUGAUAUGUUUGGCAUGAUGGACAGAAUGAUGGGGAACAUGGAUCAAAUGACUAACACAAGUCCAAAUUGCCAAACCUUUUCCUCUUCUACUGUCAUCUCCUACUCCAAUAUGGGGACCGGUACCCCAAAAGUUUAUCAGGAGACAUCUCAUUUGAGGACAGCUCCAGGUGGGAUACGCGAGACACGAAGGGCAAUGAGGGACUCUGAGAGUGGCAUUGAGCGUUUUGCAGUUGGCCACCACAUUGGUGAACGGGGACACGUUAUGGAGCGUGCACGAAAUCACCGCACUGGGGACCAUGAAGAGCGUCAGGAUUUCAUCAACUUGGAUGAAAGUCCAGCUUGACAGAUAACUGAAUGCAGCAGAUUCUGAAAAGCAGGAGCUCACUUCGGUAUAUCAUCCUCUACCAUUAGGGGGCAGCAGAGCUGAAGAAUAUCUCCUUCUGUACAGGACAAAGAAAUCUUUUUUUUUUUUUUUUUUUUUGUAUUCUUGAUUUUUCUUAUUCUGAAUGUCAUCCCCACAUGCUCCCUUCUUAAAGAGCAUUGGCUUUGCAGCCUCCUCAUUUUGUAAAAUGUCUGCAGAGUUGCUGUGCUUAAUAUUGCAAUUUUAUUUUAUAAAAUGAAGUUGUACUAAUAUAAAAAAAGGUCAGCCCAGAGAUUGGGCAGAGGAAGAAUUUUCUGUUUGUUUUCACAAUUUAUUACUACCCUGUUUACUCUUCCACAAUCCAGUUUUUCAUUUCUAACCUCAGUAUUGUACAUACUAGUAAUGUGAACAAUAAGUUGUUAAUAUAAAAGAGAAAAUUGUAAGGAUUCUUUAUGUGGAGAAGUGUUGGGGGGGGGGGGGUUACAAGAUGUCUGUAUGCUUAACAUUGUCAGGCAAGGGGGUUAACGUUACCAUGAAUGCUGUGUAUCUUACCUGUUUUGCUAUAGGAGAAAUGGGUACAUUUCCUUCAGAGGCUGAAAGCAUAUUUGAGAAAGUCUUCAAAGACAUUAUGCUUGUUUGUGCCCUGAUGCUAACUACCUUUUUUGCCCUCUUUCUAGGUAGCAGACUAUGGUGCUCUAAGUAACUUCAUUUCUGGUGACCGCUAUGUCUCACAACACAUUGUAACUGAUACAGCCAUCCUCAGCAAGAGGUAUGCUGUUUUUCAUUUAAUAAUGCAUGGCCCUAAUUUAGAUGCUUGAUGCAUCCAGAUUUUUGCCACAUUACAGUAAAGAGAACAGCUUUGAAAGUUUUUUUUUUUUUUGGGGGGGGGGGGGCAUUAAUGAAGGUAAAACAGUUAUGUUGUCUUCUGACUUUGAAGUCAGAAAGUACAUUGAAAGCCAACAGCUGCUACUUUAAAACUCCUUUAUUUUAGAUUUAGGGACAUUUCACUAACACUUUAGGCUAGCAAAAUAUAGAGAGCCCGUUUUGAGGUAGGAGGACUAUAAAAAGGAUUUUCUGAAGAUCUCCCAACAAUGAAUGGGUGAAAACUGAAAAUAUUUGUGAACAGGGUCAGUAGGAAUUCAGCAACAUUGUGUUUUCUGUUUAAAAUAGUGGCUGCAUUUUUAAUCUUUUUUAUAUGCAUAAAGAUAUGUAUUUCACAUCACCUCCUGUCCAUUUUAACUCCAUGGGUCUAUGGUGUAUGUCAGUGCAAUUCACAAGCACUUUCAUUAAUGGCAAGCGGACACUGAACUGAUGGCUGAAUCUUUAGUAGACCAUUUUUGGGUACAAAAACGAGAGAUACGGGUGAGCUAACUUUCUGUCUCCUGUCUUCCAUUCCUCCUCCUCUUCCGUUUAUAUGGGUGAGGAUUGGAGGGGAGCUGGUUCCAUGUCUGGCAGGUUUGACAUCACCAUUUUUGUCUCUUUAACGUUGGAUUGCAAAUCCAGGUAGAUGCCCCUCUUCCUAAUUAAUGAUCCCUGAAGCAGCAGUAGUUUGGUUAAUGUGGUUGUUCAAAACCAUGUAUAGAUGAGUGGAUCGUAAUAUUUUAGUCUUGCUUUAAUUUAUUAUUUAUUUUCUUUCUUUACUAUGAAGUGCCCCACCCUGCCUCUGAUGCAUAGCACUCGGAGAAUGGUUUGUUUUGUUAACUGAAUUAAAGACCAUACUGGUUUCAUCUUGCAAUGCGAACAGCUGUUCUCUGCGAGAAGACUUUGACAUUGAAACAUUCAUGUACUUGUAUACCUGUGGUGCCUAGCAGGUACUGUGGUGUACACACAUACUUUGUCCAUAGUGUUACCCCCCACAAGGCAUGUUAUUUCCUCAGGCUGGGAGUGCCAUUUUGUUUAUCAAGAGUUUGAGGUGACCUUACAUUGAUGAUCAGAUAUUUGUAAGUAAUUAGGUUUUAUUUAGCUGAAUUAUUUUCACUUGUCUUUGGGGAUUUGCAAUAAAAUACUUGUUUCUUAGUCCCACUUUUCAAUGAAAUGUGUGUCCAGAGUGGAACAGGAGUAUGUAUUGUGCUGGACAUAGGCCAGAGGAAGAGGCAGCAUGUAUUGAGUCAUCAAAUGUCUGCCUUACUGAAACCCAUUACCUGUGGCUUGUAAACAUACCUCAGAAGUUUGUAAAAGUGAAGGUCUGUGAAAUAAAAGCUUAUCUGAUUAAUUUUGCAGCAACUCUUAAUUUUCUUAUAGCUGUCACAACUAAAAAGUUACCUCUGAGGGUGGCUUGUACCUGUUUCUCCUAAGCAGCCAACUUGUGGUGCUUGUGAACUCGGCUAACAAAUGAAGAGAUGGGACACGCAAUGAUCUCAGUUGUGUUGUUGGCCGUAUUGUUUUUUUUUUUGGGGGGGGGGGGGAUUAUCCAUUGGCAUUUGAUGUUGUCUAUGUAUACUGUAUGUAUGUAUAUAGGUAUAAAUAGACUGUAUGUUUGUAUGAAGCUGGGCAGGAAAUUUAGGGCACACAUUAAUAAAAUCCAGAAACCUUACUUGCA
Messenger RNA from Protopterus annectens (West African lungfish), 3433 nucleotides. RefSeq names its product myeloid leukemia factor 2 (gene MLF2). Lineage: Eukaryota; Metazoa; Chordata; Ceratodontiformes; Protopteridae. Gene Ontology annotation, cellular component: nucleus; cytoplasm. The record is from RefSeq and is a predicted model, not a curated record. Gene Ontology annotation, biological process: regulation of DNA-templated transcription.